CCCUCCACCUUCGCUCCCCCUCUUUCUCUCUCCAGCAUCAUUUCUAGGGUUUCAAUCUCUCUCCGCUUAAUUCCUCCCCAAAAAAAUAAUUUAAAAAAUAAGACAACUCCAUUAAUUUUUCUCUCAAAAGUUCUCGAUCGAGGACACCUUGAUGAAGCUAACAGUGAAGACUUUGAAGGGGACGCACUUCGAAAUCAAAGUGCAGCCCAAUGAUACGAUUAUGGCUGUGAAGAAAAAUAUUGAGGAAGUACAAGGGAAAGAUAGCUACCCAUGGGGCCAACAAUUAUUGAUCCAUAAUGGGAAGGUUUUAAAGGAUGAGAGCACAUUGGAGGAGAACAAAAUCAGUGAAGAUGGUUUUCUUGUUGUUAUGCUUAGUAAGAGCAAAGCUCCAGGUACUGGCGGGUCUUCUUCGGCUCAGCCUUCGGCGACUGCUGUGACCCCUUCUCAGCCUCCUAUUCAGACGUCUACUCAGGCUUGCCCACAGACUCAGCCUCCAACAAAUCCUGCGACUACAUCUGAGAGAGCAACAACAGAAGCACCUUCUGAUGCAUAUGAUCAAGCUGCGUCUAAUCUAGCUGCAGGCAGUAAUCUUGACCAGAUUAUUAAUCAGUUGAUGGAUAUGGGCAGUGGCAACUGGGACAAGGACACUGUCUCGCGUGCACUUCGUGCUGCUUAUAACAAUCCAGAGCGUGCUGUAGAAUAUCUAUAUUCUGGCAUACCACCAGCAGCAGAAGUUGCUGUCCCAGUAGCUGCAAACACAAAUGAAGCUGCUGCAACAGGGUCAUCCCCUCAACCUGGUUUGCCAAAUUCCUCACCUUUAAAUAUGUUUCCGCAGGGGGCUGCCAGUCUAGGUGCGGGUAAUGACGGAUCUCUCGACUUCCUGAGAAACAACCCACAGUUCCAAAUGUUGAGAGCAAUGGUCCAAGCUAAUCCCCAAAUUCUACAGCCCAUGCUUCAAGAACUAAGCAAACAAAACCCGCAGCUGCUUAGAAUGAUUCAGGAGCAUCAUGCUGAGUUUCUUCAGUUAAUAAAUGAGCCUGUAGAAGGCGCUGAAGGGGAUCUCUUUGAUCAGCCUGAUCAGGAGAUGCCUCACACAGUCAGGGUGACACCUGAAGACCAGGCUGCUAUUGCACGACUUGAGGCAAUGGGAUUUGAUCGUGCACAGGUCAUUGAAGCAUUCCUAGCAUGUGACAGGAAUGAAGAAUUGGCGGCUAACUAUUUAUUGGAACCCUCGGGUGAUGAUGAAGUUUGAAUGUUUGCAGCGGAUUGCUUGAUGGCUUCAGAGAAAAGGAACACGAAGUCACAAUUAUGAAGACUUUGCCGACUUCUCAUAGCUGUGAGGGCAAAAAAAAGCAACAUUUACUGUUACUCAUGAUUGAGCAAGAGGGGAUUAGAUUGUUUGAUUCUUGUCUACUUUCAAAGAGGGGGAAAAACGAUUUCUAGAGGGCACACCAGCGUGAUUGAUAGAUGCUGCUAACCACAACAGAUUCUCUCAGGAACUGAGAAGUUGUAAUUCUAGAUGCUAAGUUUGAGCCUGCGAGACUUCGCUGUUAGUUUUUCUUUAUCUUCACCUUGUUGCUUUUGUUCAUGGCUUAUUCAACAGGCAUCGAUGGGAUUAAUGUAUGUUUUUAAACGUAUGUGGUUGUCUUAUUGAUAAUUCUGAGGUAAUCUAGGAACUUCCUUUCGAUAGGAAUUCUA
Asparagus officinalis (garden asparagus) is the source of this 1698-nucleotide messenger RNA. RefSeq names its product ubiquitin receptor RAD23b. Gene Ontology annotation, cellular component: nucleoplasm; cytosol. Gene Ontology annotation, biological process: proteasome-mediated ubiquitin-dependent protein catabolic process; nucleotide-excision repair. The record is from RefSeq and is a predicted model, not a curated record. Gene Ontology annotation, molecular function: proteasome binding; ubiquitin binding; polyubiquitin modification-dependent protein binding. The coding region runs from base 152 to 1252 and encodes 366 amino acids. The transcript is spliced from 13 exons. Lineage: Eukaryota; Viridiplantae; Streptophyta; Magnoliopsida; Asparagales; Asparagaceae.